AUGGCCGAAGUCAGCCCCAUGGCAGAGCUUCUGGGUCAGGCCAUCUAUCACUUUGAGGCCGUGAAGCCUUUGCUACCAACAUACGCACAUCUGCUGGUCUCUGCAAUCUUUCCGAUAUUUAUUGGAGCGCACGCCUCGCUGUCGAAACCCUCGUCUGCCGCCAAACCCUCCAAGCGUGACGACAACGGAGAUGAACAAGACACAGAAGACGACGAGGAGGAGGAGGAAGAGACACGCGGACCGGUCCAGAAGAUGGAAGGACUUGAGCCGUCCGAUGCGCUCAUGUUUCCUCUGACUGCGGGCCUGACACUGGGAGGACUAUACCUGGUGAUCAAGUGGCUGGAGGACCCUGCGAUUCUCAACAAAAUCCUGAGCUUUUACUUCUCGCAGAUGGGUCUUUUCUUCGCCAUAGCCUUCCUCCAGGACGCCCUGCAUGUAGUCAGGUCCUUUGUCUUUCCCCGGCGGUAUGCAUACGGCGGGAAGGUCUGGAAAGUGAGGCAGUCAGAACGCAUCUUUGCCGUCGUUGCACAGGGUUCUGAUGGGAGCGAAGCGCGGCGGUCGCCUCUUCCGGGCGUCUUCAGCUGUAUCCCUCUCCCGGAGAGUGUAUCACAGGGUAUCUGGGCUGUACGCCAGUUGGCAUACCGGCGGGUACAGUUUCAUGCUCAUGUGCGGGGGGUUGUGGAUGUCAAAUGCAUGAUCGGGCUGCUGGACGUUGCUAGUGGCCUCAUAGCCCUGUCGGCAGUUGGGUAUUUUGCCUUUGUGACAAAGCCGUGGUGGUUGACCAACUUCCUGGGUUUCUGCUUCUGCUACGGGGCUCUGCAGUUCAUGUCUCCCUCGACGUUCUGGACCGGAACACUCCUGCUGGGAUCCCUGUUUUUCUACGACAUCUAUUUCGUCUUCUUUACACCUCUCAUGGUCACGGUUGCGACCAAGCUCGAUGUGCCCAUCAAGCUCCUGUUCCCUCGUCCCCCAGCCGCGGGCCAGGCGCCUGAUGCCGUUUCUCUCGCCAUGCUUGGGCUGGGCGAUAUCGUCAUCCCAGGCAUGAUGAUCGGACUUGCUCUGCGGUUCGACCUGUUCAUGUACUACAAGCGCAAGGGGGAACAAAAAGCACAGGCAGAAGGUGCAGGAAACACCUCCGUCAAGCCUACGUACCAGUCUGCCACGGGUGCCUGGGGCGAGCGGUUCUGGGCCCGCCUGUCACAGCAGAAACCCCGCGAACCCGAGCUUGCACCCCCGUACUCCGAUGCGCGGGCGUUUUCUAAAAUCUACUUCAUCGCCAGCGUCGUAGGCUAUUGUAUCGGGAUGAUCGCGACCCUCAUUGCCAUGCAGAUAGCCAACCAUGCCCAGCCAGCCCUACUCUACCUAGUCCCCGGCGUUCUCAUCUCGCUCUGGGGAACCGCUUUGGUUCGCGGAGAGGUGCGUGAUAUGUGGGACUUCUCCGAUGCAGACGAGGAAGAAAAUGACGACGGGGCCGAGACGGAGACAAAAAAUGAUGUCUCCUCUGAAAAGGCUAAGGAUCACCGGAGCCUCCUCGCCCGUCUAUGGUCGGGAGAUAUCAAGUCAUUGGUGGUGAAGGAAGAUGGAAAGAAGGACGGUACCACCAGCGAGGAGAAGACCGUUCUUGCCCGUGAAGACUCUUCCGCCGACGAAGGCAAGGAGGAAGACCUCCUCUUCAUCAGGAUCUCCCUGCCGCGCAAACCGAAGAAGGAGAAAAAGCCCACGGAAGCCGCUGAACAGCCCUCGAGCGAAGAUGGAGAGGCCAUCCUGGCGUCGUUCCCUUCGGGCGAGAGAGACAGCGAGCCGCCGGCGAAGAGACGACGAAGAAGUCCUCGGAACAUGAAUGCAUGA
Molecule: messenger RNA, 1848 nt
Organism: Penicilliopsis zonata CBS 506.65
Lineage: Eukaryota; Fungi; Ascomycota; Eurotiomycetes; Eurotiales; Aspergillaceae
Exons: 1
Coding region: 1-1848 (615 amino acids)
Biological process (GO): membrane protein proteolysis
Cellular component (GO): membrane; lumenal side of endoplasmic reticulum membrane; cytoplasmic side of endoplasmic reticulum membrane
Molecular function (GO): aspartic endopeptidase activity, intramembrane cleaving
Source: RefSeq, a predicted model, not a curated record